AUGUUGCAAAAAAAGAUUGGCAAAAAAUUGUCUAAUUGGAACUGGACUGUGGUGGGGGAUAUUAACUUGAGAGUAAAGGAGGCUGAAAAGGAAGUGAAUGAUAUGGAGACUAGGCUUGAGAACAAUCUUGAUACUGAGAAGCAUUUAUUGUUGGCUAAUGAAAAGCUGAUGAAUGUUAUUUGUAUGUUGGAGGAAUUCUAUGCUCAAAAGGCUGUUAAGAUCAUAUUUUGUGAUAGGGAUAGAAACACAAAGUACUUUCAUGUUUGCAUCAACUAUAGGAGGAAAUGCAACACCAUUCAUAAGAUUAGAGAUCCCUCUGGGCACUGGAUUCAAUCUAAAGACUUAAUUGUAGCUAGUGCUAUUCAAUAUUUUCAAACUCUAUUCACUCAACCUCCAGUCACCAGACUUCCAAUUCAACAAGAUCUAUUUGAUCAUAGUUACACAAGAAACCUGGACUUGGCAUCUAUGCCUGGGGAAUUGGAAAUUUGGUCAGCUCUGAACUCAAUUGACAGCUCCAAAGUUGCAGGCCCAGAUGGAUUCUCAGCAGAUUUCUACAAGAAAGCUUUGAAGAUCAUUAAAGGGGAUAUUAUUGAGGCAUUACAAAGCUUUUUCAAAGGGAUGGAUUUGCCUAACUGA
Molecule: messenger RNA, 636 nt
Organism: Phalaenopsis equestris
Lineage: Eukaryota; Viridiplantae; Streptophyta; Magnoliopsida; Asparagales; Orchidaceae
Exons: 1
Coding region: 1-636 (211 amino acids)
Source: RefSeq, a predicted model, not a curated record